AUUACAAAUCCACAAUGGCAGAUGCCGGGGAUCUGUCUCCUACGGAGAGAGAAGCUCUCGCAAAGGAGUUCAAAGAAUUGGAAGAAAUUAGAAACAGAGAAGCAAAAUCACGGGCAGUCGUUUUGGAGAUUCUCGGAGACAUUCCAGAUGCGGACAUUGCUCCACCAAAAAACGUCCUCUUUGUAUGUAAACUCAAUCCUGUUACAGAAGAAGGUGAUUUAAAGAUUAUAUUUUCCAGAUUCGGAAAUGUCAAAAAAUGCGAUAUUAUCAAGGAUUAUGUAACUGGAGACUCCCUACAAUAUGCGUUUAUUGAGUUCGAGACAGAAGAGUCAUGUAACGAAGCCUACUUUAAGAUGCAAAAUGUCCUAAUAGAUGAUAGAAGGAUUCACGUUGAUUUUUGUCAGUCAGUUUCUGGGUUCUGGAAACGAUAUCACGCAAACGAAUCGUUUACAAGACAAAAAUGGAGGGGACAUGUAUCGCAGGGUAAUAGAUAUCGCGAAAGGAGCAGAGAUAGACAUCGCACACAUGACCGUUAUAGAGAAGAACAUAGACACAGAGGAUAUAGCAAACGAGACAGAAGUAUGGAUCGUGAAAGAAGAUAUAGAAGCAGAGAUCGUAGCAGAGAUAAAUAUUGCAAAAGAUAACAAUUACUUGGGAAUUAAAACCUUGUUCC
Molecule: messenger RNA, 673 nt
Organism: Theileria equi strain WA
Lineage: Eukaryota; Apicomplexa; Aconoidasida; Piroplasmida; Theileriidae
Product: RNA recognition motif domain containing protein
Exons: 3
Coding region: 15-644 (209 amino acids)
Cellular component (GO): nucleus
Molecular function (GO): RNA binding
Source: RefSeq, a predicted model, not a curated record